AGACCAGGGGAAGCACCUGGCUCCUGGCUUCGGAUCAGUGUGGUACGCUGACCGCACAGCCAUUGGAGGGUGAACCAACGGCAAAGGAAGACCUUUCUCUCUGUCUCUCUCUCUCACUGUCCACUCUGCCUGUCAAAUAAAAAUUUAAAAAAUUAGGGAACAUAGCAAAAAUAGUUUGGGAUUUUAAAUAUUUUUUGGUGCUUAUGAGUUACUUUUCUAAAAGAAAUUUGUGGGGAGGGGAUUUGGAAUUGACCCAGUCGUGGGGACGCUGGGAAUACGUGGAUGAGGGGGGUCUCCUCGGCCUGCUGUCCGCCUCUGGUGGCAGAGGGCGGGUGCGGGGCCACGGUGGCCCUGUCCCGGGACCCGGGGAUCCCCCGGCCCUGACUUUGUCCCAGGUCAGCAUUUGCCCAGCUGCGAGGCUGAGAGCUGGUUGUCUCAGGCGCUGGGCGUGAAGGCACAGUGGUGGCCAUGGGGAGCAGGCUUCAUCCCAGAGGCUGCAUGGACGCGAAGGUGGCAGUGUCUGUGGCCGAACGUGGGACGGAGGGGCAUCCCGUGGGUGCUAGGCCUGAGCCCGAGUGGACACAGUGGCUCCACAAAGGCGGGCGGGGCCUUUCUCACCUGUGCAGUGGAACCGCAGCAGGUUUGCCGGCAGAGCUGUGGAGGCCUCGGAGGGUGUGCCAGGCCCGGCCUCAGCCCCAGCACGGCGCCCAGCAAGGCCGCGGGGGCCCAGUGGCAUGCGGGGGACGGUGCGGUGCCCGGAGUGUGAGCCCCUGCGUUGGUUCCAGGCUUCCAGCCCCUGAGGGAGCCCCUCCUGCUGGAAGGCCUGGCACGCGCUCUCCAGCCGUUCAGGAAGGGGGACGUGACCCCAAAUCUGGGGCGGGGAAGAGGGCAGCCACCACGGCAAACACGCUGACUUCCACUUGAGUGUUUCAGCUGACACCGUGGGCUGACCCUCUUAGUUGAAUGUUUUCAAGGUAGAACAUGAAAUAAUAGUCAAAAGUUACGGUUCUAUUGAUACGUGACCAGGCACCAUUCUAGAUUAAAUUAUUUAUUUUUAUUUAGUUGAAAGGCAGAGAAACAGCAAGAGAGACCUAUCACACAUGGGGUUACCUGCCCCCCGACAUGUCCCCAACAGCCAAGGCUGGGCAGGCCAAAGCCAGGAGCUGGGAACUCAAUCCAGGUGGGUGGUGGGGACCCAGGGCUCCCAGGGUGCCCGUGAGCAGCGAGCUGGAUGGGAAGUGGAGGCGGGACUGGUCCCAGGCCCUCUGUCCCAGCAGCCAGGACUGCUGUGCCCCCAGCACUUUAGAUAGCAGAGUGUUCCACUGGCCCCUCACAAAGCCCCAUGACUGGCAGCUGUCUCCCCACGCCACAGUCGAGCCGAGUGAGGCUCCCGGAGAGGCUCUUGGUGACGUGGCUGCUAACCCUCGCUUCCCGCCUUAGCCCAGCAGCUGUGUUCAGCAGAGGUGUUCACACACGGUGCACAGGGAGAGGUGUUCACACACGGUGCACAUGGAGAGGUGUUCACACACGGUGCACAGGGAGAGGUGUUCACACACGGUGCACAUGGAGAGGUGUUCACACACGGUGUACAUGGAGAGGUGUUCACACACGGUGCACAGGGAGAGGUGUUCACACAUGCUGCACAGGGAGAGGUGUUCACACACGGUACACAGGGAGAGGUGUUCACACACAGGGUGCACAGGGAGAGGUGUUCACACAUGCUGCACAUGGAGAGGUGUUCACACACGGUGCACAUGGAGAGGUGUUCACACGGUGCACAUGGAGAGGUGUUCACACACGGUGCACAUGGAGAGGUGUUCACACACAGUGCAUAGGGAGAGGUGUUCACACACGCUGCACAUGGAGAGGUGUUCACACACGGUGCACAGGGAGAGGGGUUCACACACGGUGUACAUGGAGAGGUGUUCACACAUGAUGCAUAUGGAGAGGUGUUCACAUGUGUACAUGGAGAGGUAUUCACACAUGAUGCAUAUGGAGAGGUGUUCACACACGAUACAUAUGGAGAGGUGUUCACAUGUGCACAUGGAGAGGUGUUCAUACGUGCACAUGGAGAGAUGUUCACACGUGUACAUGGAGAGGUGUUCACACACAAUACAUAUGGAGAGGUGUUCAUACAUGCACAUGGAGAGGUGUUCACACGGUGCACAGGGAGAGGUGUUCACACACGAUACAUAUGGAGAGGUGUUCACACGUGUACAUGGAGAGGUGUUCACACAUGGUGCAUGUGAAGAGGUGUUCACACACGAUACAUAUGGAGAGGUGUUCACAUGUGGUGCACAUGGAGAGGUGUUCACACUGCUCACACUCAGUACACAUGAAGAGGUGUUCACACGUGGUGCCGUGCCGAGGGAGUCACACCUGGCGCACGUUGCGAUUGUGAUUCCACGGCACAGACUGGCAGCAGUGGGCGUGAGGUUCUCCUGCUGAGUGUCUCACUCCGUGGUUAGGACUCUUCACAUAUUUUUGAAGUUGUACGGGCGUAACAGCGCUGAAACACCUUCCCAGUGUGUUUCAUUUUAGUGU
Messenger RNA from Oryctolagus cuniculus (rabbit), 2544 nucleotides. Lineage: Eukaryota; Metazoa; Chordata; Mammalia; Lagomorpha; Leporidae. The record is from RefSeq and is a predicted model, not a curated record.